Molecule: messenger RNA, 3036 nt
Organism: Spea bombifrons (plains spadefoot toad)
Lineage: Eukaryota; Metazoa; Chordata; Amphibia; Anura; Pelobatidae
Gene: TACC1
Product: transforming acidic coiled-coil containing protein 1
Exons: 13
Coding region: 236-2200 (654 amino acids)
Biological process (GO): cerebral cortex development; cell population proliferation; mitotic spindle organization
Cellular component (GO): cytoplasm
Source: RefSeq, a predicted model, not a curated record
CAGCUGAUUCCCACACUUACAGGCAGCAUCGGGGGAAGGGACCAGGCUCGCAGGAUCAGGGAGGAAGACUUGGGCUUUUGGGAUAGAGUUUUAGGAUACCGGUUGCCGAUCAUGCGUGUAGAGGGUGCCGGGGGCCACGCGUGAGCAGCACUGACGGUGCCUUAGUACCGUAAACAGCGGAGGGUCCGAAGCAUUGAGUUGUUUGGGGUGUUUGGGUUUUUUAGGGUGUAUCGGGAUGGCAUUCAGUCCCUGGCAGAUACUGUCCCCCGUUCAGUGGGCUAAGUGGACGUGGUCAGCAGUGAGAGGAGGAGAGGGGACGGAGGAAGACGACCAGUCUCAGGAUUCGGGUUCAGAUUCGGAGGGACACUUUGACACACCUGAGGCGGAUACUCCGGCCCCGUCACCUGUAAAGGAGGUAUCGCAAGUUUUGUUCAAGGAAUCAGAAAAAGAUAUCACUGAGCUGGUAUCAGAAUUAUCUUUGAAAGAUAACAACAACUUGCCUAGCGAUGAAACUUUAUCAGAAUCCGGAAAGGGGGACCAGAAGGAAAAUCAGUACGCUGAAUCAGACGCGUACCCUGUGCUACCACAAACUGAUGCCGGUGUGGCCGAAUCCAAAGCUUUGGUCACUGGUGUUCCAGAGCAUACAGCAGAAAAACCUGUGGUCAAUCAGCGUGUUGACGGAGAGCUGAAAGUCUCAAACGCUCAACCUGAACUUAAGAAGGAGGUUGAUGUGGAAAGCUUAGAUGUUGAUCAGAAACAUAACAUCUCCAGUUCUGGUGACGAAGACCAUAGAAACGAGGUUCUACAGGCUCAGCCGGUUGGAUUGGUGGAAUCUUCUGCCGUGGAAUUAACAUAUCAAGAUCACAAAGAGUCUCCUCCAGAACUUAAUGUUGUGGAAGGGUUAGAGAAGGAUGCCACAAAAGUUACACCAAGAAAGACAAGGAAACUUGGCAGCAAACUUCCAUCGAAAAAACAAAAGGAUACUGCCAACAAAACCACCGGUUUAGAGCAGCUCGAUAAGAGUGCAGAGGUACUGUCUUCAUCAGUUGACCCAGAGAAUCUCCCGAUUCCCAAAUCAACAUAUAACUUUGAUCCGAGCCAGUGGGAUGACCCCAACUUCAACCCUUUUGGUGGGAACUCGGCGCUUCCCUCUUCCCCUAAGGGAUCUCGUAGGUUCAACAAGGAGCAUGGUGAUCAGCCUUUGGAGAACCAUACGCCAUCUAAAACUCUUUCCAGCUCAGAAAAUGAUCUUACUCGUGAACCCAAGCCUAGAAGGGAUUCUGAAACAAGCGCGACAUCUUCUCCAAAGAUGGCGAGGUCCCGUCUGAUCACGACUAAUGAGCAAGUGAAAUUUCUCUGUUUUUUGUUAAACAGCUGUAAGGUGCAGACAUACGAAGGAUCGGCGUUGGUGCUGGAUGUCUGCGCACAGCAAGAGGACGGGUCCCCCACGCUCGAGAAAAGGGAGGGCCAUGCCACAGACGAGGAGAAGCUGGCGUCUGCCCCUAUUGUCAAAACCACUGGGCCGGGGGUUAAGGGUCAGCCAGACGAUGAGUUUUUCGAGUGUUCCAACGACUCUGCAUCAGAAAAGACGUCCAUUGAACACCCUGAUCCUACAUCUGAUAUCAUUACAAGGGAGAUGGAAGCCAAGGAUUGGAAGACGAAAUAUGAAGAGAGUCACGCGGAGGUGCUAGAAAUGAGGAAAAUUGUUGCGGAGUAUGAGAAGACCAUCGCUCAGAUGAUUGAAGAUGAGCAAAGAAGCAAUAUGGCGUCCCAGAAGAGCCUCCAGCAGCUGGCCAUGGAGAAGGAACAAGCCAUUGCUGACCUUAACUCGGUGGAGCGGUCUCUCUCUGAUCUCUUCAGAAGAUACGAGAACCUAAAAAGUGCCCUAGAGGGGUUCAAGAAGAAUGAAGAAGCCCUUAAAAAGUGUGCGCAGGAUUACUUGGCUCGAGUGAAACAGGAGGAGCAGAGGUACCAGGCCCUAAAACUCCAUGCGGAGGAGAAGCUGAACAAGGCCAAUGAAGAAAUCGCACAGGUCCGGACCAAGGCAAAAGCAGAAAGCGCGGCUCUGACGGCAGGCCUAAGGAAGGAGCAGAUGAAGGUUGAUUCACUGGAGAGGGCACUGCAGCAAAAGAACCAAGAGAUUGAAGAACUGACAAAGAUCUGUGACGAGCUGAUUUCUAAGAUGGGAAGGAAUGACUAAGAGGUCCCCGCCGCCCCAGGAUAAAUACCCUAAUACUCUUCCUGCCUGAUAUAGUCCUUUUUAACUUGAAGAAACCAUGAAACCUUCACUCUAAGAGAUUCCUUAUGUGUGCUUUGGGUUCAAGUCCAGUUGUUGUACAAUGAGCAUCCCAUACCCAGGACUUCCUUAGAUCAAAGGGACGAAUGCUGCUAGGCCGAUGUGGCGUGCAUGAUAGUAAGGGGGGCUCUCUCUGUUCGGGGCUAUUGUUGAGUGAGAUUUCCUAAGAAAAGACAUGUCGCCACUUUGCGUGUGUGUGUAUAUAUAGCAGUCUAUAGACCAAGGGUUGAGUGAACCCAAGGUUAUUUCAUUUCAGAGAACGCACUUUUAAAGGGCCAACUCCCCUCCUUGUGUUGGUGGAACCUUUCCAGAGUUACUUAUGUUGUCUGGCUCUGGCCGAUUUCAUUUAAAACAUGUAAAUGCUUCCAAGGGUUCCUCAACUAGUGGCUAGCUGUGGCCAUAUGGACACAGUGACACUUGGAUCCCUGUUGAAGUUAGUGGGGAGCCAGCUUAUGGAAGCCAAGAUUUGCUAGAUACACACCCCUUGGAUGCUUCCAUGUACAUGGUUAUAUGGUUUGUUUUUUUUGUUCACGGUUACUGCAACUUAAUAGGGCCACAGGAAUAAUGGAUAGCGUAGUCUUAUACCCUCGGUUGUCAAUAUUUUACAAUACAAGCAUGCUGUGGGGGUGUCUCCGUAUGUGGUCCCAACUAGGACAUAACCCUAACCAUAGCAGACUCUCAAGUUAAAAACAUGGGAAAGGUUGGCUAGGAAGAAAACCAAUACGUACGGCUUUGUAUGC